UUCGUUUUGACGAAUAUUGACAGCAGGGCAGACAGACAGCGGCGCGGUAGACGACGCAGCGUCUGCGAGACUAUUUUUAUUUUGAUUGUGAUUCAUUUAACGAGCAUACAUCGCUAGUUUAUCCUCUGUUUAUCAGUUUGUUGCCGAAAUACUAUUUACUAAACUUUAGUCAGUGAAAUACAAAAGAUAACUUCGGGAAUUGCCGAUUUUUGGUGCUAACCUCUUCCUUUUUUUAUUAGUGUUUUUGAGAGACUGCAAUCUGACUGUGAUCGAUAUGUGCAAGAUGUACUUCAGAUGACUCUGCAACAUUAUUCAACCUCGAGUUGUUUUCAUCUGAUGAGUCGUCGCUGACAGCGGCGGCAUGCAGGGGGGCGCCGCACCUGCCGCAGACGCCGACCAGGCGCAGUUCGAGGCCGACAAACGUGCCGUCUACAAGCACCCCCUCUUCCCCCUCCUAGCGCUGCUCCUGGAGCGAUGCGAACAAGCCACAGCGGGGGCGGAGCCUCCGGCCGCGGACGCGUUCGGCGCGGACCUGCAGGCCUUCGUGCUGCACCAGCGGAGGGACCGCCGCCCGUUCCUCGUCGACGACCCAGAGAUCGACGGGCUGAUGAUUAAGAGCAUACAGGUUCUCAGGAUCCAUCUGUUGGAAUUGGAGAAGGUUCAGGAGUUGUGUCGCGACUUCUGCGGAAGAUACAUCGCCUGUCUCAAGACCAAGAUGCAAAGUGAAAACCUGCUAAGGACUGACUAUUCUGGAGGUGGUGUCGAGAGCAACAAUAAUCUAUCAGGAUCCAUCGACGAGCACUCCAGCACUUCCAAUUCUCCACAAUAUCAGUCCCCCCCGGCGCCCCCCUCGGCGCCCCCUUUCCCCUCAGCCGUGUUCCCACAUACGGAGCUACCCUUCCCGCCACAACACAGAGACCCACCUCCACUAGUAGUCCAAGGUUCGACUCCAAUUAGCCAAAUUGGCGCUGGACUAAUAACGACUGAUUCUUUCACUGGCACGAACUCGAACUCGUCUGUGUCGCUGUCGCCGCCGCCGGAGGACGAGGACGAGGCGGGCAAGCGCGGCGUGCUGCCGCGGCACGCCACGCAGCUGCUGCGCGCCUGGCUGUUCCAGCAUCUCGUCCACCCGUACCCGACGGAAGAGGAGAAACGCACUCUGGCGGCGCAGACUCGCCUGACGCUACUCCAAGUCAACAACUGGUUUAUCAACGCCCGCAGACGGAUCCUGCAGCCCAUGCUGGACUGCUCUGAUAAACCUGGAGGCAAGAAGAGUAAAAACGGAUCGUCAAUAAACAGGCGAUACUGGCCCGACGCCCUCUCCAACCCUCAGUUUACAGCAGGACUCCUCUCAUCAUCAGAGGACGAGGGCCAGGACGAGCAUUCGGGAGACGAGCGCGAACAGACAGACGAACACGACGCCGGCUACAUACAGAACAUGAACUAAGGUCAUUUGGUAAGACUAUGUGUCAAAAUUGAAUCAAAUACGGGAAUGUUAUGAACGAAAUGAAUGAUAUUAAACGAAAUUCGGAUGCUUUGAUUCCAGCAACAUUGUCACAGUCUAUGAGCGAUCACAAUGAUCAUAAAUCUAUUUUAUCUGUAGCGUACUAUAAUAUUUUUUACAAUUUUAUGACCAAUUUUAUCCUGUUACAAUUCAAUUUCAAAUCAAACGUACAGUAAUGUAGUGUCGGAAAUAAUUAUGUGAUGAAAAGCUUCAUGAAUCGAGAUUUUUAUUUAUCGUAAUAAACACAAAUUAGAAUUAACAAUAAAAACAACAAAAUUAUAUUAAACUAAAAAAUGUGUAACUUAAAAAUAACUUAUAAAUUCAAUCUAUCUCAAGAAGACAUCGAUCGAAUAAUUGAUAUACCUAAGAACAUUCAAUGUAAUGUGUUUUUGAUGCGAUCCGACGAAAAAUUAAAGGUCUAUGGAAUGAUUUCUCUCAAUUUGUGGGAGUGAUUUUAUGAAUACACUAGUGACUCGCCCCGGCUUCGUACGGGUCAAUAUUAUCGAUAUUAUAUACAUAUAUACUUCCCUCUUGAAUCACUGUGUCUAUUAAAUAAACUCGCAUCAAAAUCCGUUGCGUAGUUUUAAAGAUCUAAGCAUACAUAGGGACAGACAGCGGGAAGCGACUUUGUUUUAUACUAUACUAGCGUCACGCCCCGGCUCCGCACGGGUCCAUUAUUAUACAUGUUAUAUAUGUACAUAUAAACCUUCCUAUUGAAUCACUCUAUCUAUUAGAAAUACCCGCAUCAAAAUCCGUUGAGUAGUUUCAAAGAUCUAAACAUAGGGACUGACAGACAGCGGGAAGCGACUUUGUUUUAUACAAUGUAAAGAUACUAUAUGUAAUGACGGAUCCUAAAAUGGUCGUAUUUAAUUUCUAUUUUGACACAUACGUUAAGUAUACGAGCGUAACAGCCAUAUUAUAUACUCACUCAGCCACAAUAUAGUGCACAAUUGAGUGUUUUAACUAAUUAAAAAAAAAGACUAUUCUGAUAUUUAUUCUAUAUGUCAACUAGCGGCCCAUCCCGGCUUCGCUCGUUAAAACCAUAGUAAAUAUACAUUAAUGCCUUGAAUUACUCUAUUUGUUAAAACUAAACCGCAACAAAAUCCGUAGUUUAAAAAGAUCUAAGACUUUGUUUUAUACUAUGUAGUGAUAGUAAAUUUUUUCUUUGGUAUAAAUUGAAUAUUUAAACGAAAUAUAUAAAUUAGAUAGUGGAAAUAAAAUAUUCAUGCUUAUGGAGUACCCAACUUAAUAAUAUAUACUUAAUAAGUAUAAAAAUUAAUUUUAAUUACUUUCGAAAAAACAUGUGUUUUAUGUAAACAUAUUUACAUAAAAUAUCAUAAUACAAGUAGCUUGUAGCUUGCAGCAUCCUUUAUUGUACAAGCGUAUGUAUAAAUAUGAAAAAAAAAAAGAAACUCGCUAUACAUAUUUGAAAAAAGAACCUAAUAUUGUUUUAAGUUUUAAUUAUAGAAAUAGUUACCUUUUUUUUUUAAAUGAAUUUAUUUUUUUAAUACUUUAAAUAUGGAAAGCAUAAAUUAUAUCAAUUGACAGCAAUAAAAUAAUAUAUCAAGAAGAAAAAAAAAUACGACAUAAGUAUACGAUUUUUAACUAGUAUAGGAUUUUAAUUUUAGUGUUUUAUUUAUGCAAGAAAUAACACUCAAUUGUGCAAAUAAAAUAUUCCCCUAGUGGCUGGACUGUGGUCAAAUAUGCAUAUUAUAUUGAAAAAAAUAUUUUAAUACAUAAUUAAAGUAGAAAAAUACUUUUUUCAAUUUGUUUACUAUUUGUAAUUAUACAAAAUAAUAUUCCGCUUUGUCAAAAUUAAACCAGUUUUACAAUAAAUGGAUUUAUCGUUAAAUUAAAUGCGUUUGCGAAUGUGAAACUGUAUAAAAGUAUUAUAAUAUAAAGUAUUACAUGACAAAAUGUCAAAUUUUUUAUUAUCAAAAGACAUUAUUAUCAGUAUACCAUAAAUUUAAGUAGUAUUUAACUGACUGAGUAAUAAUUGAUAGGUAAAGUUUUAAUUUUUGUAAUUUAUCAUCAUCAAAGUUACUGAACCGCUUUUGAUUUUGUUUUCUUAAUAAAUAUAUGGCAAAAUUUAUUUAUUAUAAUUGAAAUUAGACCUUUCUGGUUAUUAUUCAGUCCGAUAGAACCGAGUAUACGUAAAAUCAUACCUCACUAUAUUAAAUUUUAAUAAACAUUGUUAGAAAAUUGUAUCUCGCAACUAAAUCUUUGAUUUUAAAAUGUUUUUUUUUUAAUUCCACACUAUUUUGGAUAAUUGAAAUAUUAAAAGCUAAAUAAAAUUUUUUUUUCUACACUUUUAUAAAUUGCAAUAUUUUUUUUUUGCUUUUUUGUGUUUAAAUACUUCUUUAUAUUAAUCCAAAUUGUUCAUAGACCAGUAUUGUCACUUUUUAAUAACGAAAAGAUUUUUUUACGAAGCGAGUUCGUCAAUUUUAAUACCGGUUGUGAGUAAAAUAGUUUCCUUUUCUCUUCCCUCAGCCGACUGAAAAAAGAAAUAGCUUAAGAAUAUUUUUACCACGAAAAAAAAAACCUAUAAAACCGUCCAUAGUCGAGAUUGUAUUUAUUUAAUGUAAAAAAAAAUAAGUUUUAAGUAUACUCAUUGUAAUUAUUAUUUUUUAACGCAGCCAUAUUAGAAUUUAGACGUUUUAGUGUAUUACUAAGAAAUUAUUUGAGAAGGCGAAAAAAAUAAAACAAAAUUAUUUGUAUUAUUUAUUUUAUUCUCAGACUGUGCUUUUCGGUUGUCAUAUUAAAACGAUUAUACGAUUCAAAUAUACGAUUCCAUUUAAGUACAGUUCGAUUCAAAAAAUUGUAUACGCAUUAAAUGAAUAGAUUGUUUUUAUUUUCUAAAUUAAAUGUAAAUUUAAUAAAUGCGGCGGGAAUGAUUGGAAGUUAGACACUUAGAUAUAAAGUCAUUUGUAAAAAUAAAUGUGCUUUUUAUACUAAGUUAAAAGAAAAGCGCAAAUGACUUUUGCUAUAUUUGUUAUCGUAUAAAAAUGGUUAUCGUGAAGAAACAUGUUUGUAUGAUAAGAAAUUUCAAAAAGGAAAUGAAGUAAAAUAUUGCACAAUUUUAUUGUUUUUAAUUUGUUAAAUAAAUCAAUUUUAAAUAAAUUUAUUUUAACUGAAGGUAUCUCCAUUAAAAUUUUUUUUUAAUAUUGUUUAAUUCGUAUUAUUAAAUAUUACUUUCAAUAAAAUAAAGAUUAUUUUUAAGUGCUAACGGUUUAUUUUCAUGGAAAUGUUUUAUGAAAUGUGCAAUAUUCCCCAUUUCCGCGUGAAAGUGAUGGUAGUUAUACGAUAUAAGCAAACGACAUACGUAAUUGGAUGGUGAAUAUUAAAUAAAGAUUUUUUUUAUAACUAUUAAAACUUGUAAGUAUACUAUUGUAGCUAUAAAUUGUAUUUUAUAUAUUUUUGUAAUUGGGUAGACUGUAUAAACCUAAACAUCAAUAUUAUUUAUUAAAGUCCCGAGUUCCUUCUAUGUCAUAGAAUAAUAAGCUAAUUUUAUUUAUGCUUAGUAUCGGUCAAAUAAAAUAAAUUAUUGUACGAUAAACAUUUUUUUUGACAGUUUUUUUUCAAAUUUCAUUGCUUCUAGCAAUCUUAAAAUCUGCAAAAAUUAAAAAAAAAAAAAGUCUGCGAUAUCUCCCAAUUACCCUCCAGUAUAUUAUAUAAUUACAAUCGGAACACAAUAGUAUUUGUAAUUAUCAACUUUUACAGUCUAUCCAGCAACAGUACCUUGGAAUGACAAAAAAUGCUAUUUCUGUAGUUAGUGUUGUUAUGUUGCUUGUUAUAUUUGGGCCGAUUUGGAAGAAAUGUCGCACAUUUUAGAUAUUGUAAUUUAUUAAUUAGUACUCUGUCAUAUUAUUUUCCUAAUUAUUAGAACCGAAAAAAAAUUUAUACAAAUUUUAUAUUUAGAUUUAUUUAUCAAUCAUCUAUUUUUAUUAUAAUCCUUUAGGAAGAAUAAUUAUAAUAUUAAAUAAAGUUUCAUUUUAUACAUUACCUGUGUUCCAUGCUCUCUAAAAUAGGAAAAAAAAAAUAAUAUUUUUUUCCUUUUUUUUUUUUUAGCUUAUUUUCGCUACGUCAAUUUGUAAUGAAAAUGUUUUAAUCUUUCGUCUUCCAUAGAAGCUAGUUUUUCAUUAUCUAUAAAUUGUUGACAUUUCCGCGGCCCUAACGAUUCUAUUUUUUUUAUUCCAAGCUACGCUAGAGUAUAGUAAAAAUUGUCCAGUUAUAGUAUACUAUAGAUAUAAAUAUUGCUUGAGUAGUUAUAAGCCAUCCAUGUUGAUACUAUUUCAUAAUUAUAACAGCAUAAUAUUUUGCUAGUCAAUAAAUUACUUUUUAGGC
Molecule: messenger RNA, 5848 nt
Organism: Plodia interpunctella (Indianmeal moth)
Lineage: Eukaryota; Metazoa; Arthropoda; Insecta; Lepidoptera; Pyralidae
Product: homeobox protein PKNOX2-like
Exons: 11
Coding region: 362-1447 (361 amino acids)
Biological process (GO): regulation of transcription by RNA polymerase II
Molecular function (GO): RNA polymerase II cis-regulatory region sequence-specific DNA binding
Source: RefSeq, a predicted model, not a curated record